Molecule: messenger RNA, 1212 nt
Organism: Plasmodium cynomolgi strain B
Lineage: Eukaryota; Apicomplexa; Aconoidasida; Haemosporida; Plasmodiidae
Product: acid phosphatase
Exons: 1
Coding region: 25-1212 (395 amino acids)
Molecular function (GO): ferrous iron binding; acid phosphatase activity; ferric iron binding
Source: RefSeq, a predicted model, not a curated record
CCACCCCACCAGAAGUCGCCAAAUAUGAAUUUUUGUAAAACGGUGUUCAAUGUUUUUUUUGUCUUGUUGUUUAUAAGCAGUUACGAAAUUAAAUGUCAACUGCGAUUCGCCUCUCUGGGGGACUGGGGAAAAGAAUCCAAGUCCCAGUUGUUAAAUGCCAAAUAUUUCAAGCAGUAUAUAAAAAAUGAGCGUGUGACUUUUAUAGUGAGUCCGGGUUCUAAUUUCCUCGAUGGGGUGAAAGGCUUGGAUGACCCUGCAUGGAAGAGCCUAUAUGAAGAUGUAUACUCAGAAGAAAGUGGAGAUAUGUAUAUGCCCUUUUUCACCGUGUUGGGAACUCGAGAUUGGGCAGGGAAUUACAAUUCGGAGUUAUUAAAAGGUCAAGGGAUGUAUUUAAAUGAGGAUGGUCAAACUAGCAUAGAAAAAGAUAUAGAUAAAACUCCCUACCCAAAAUGGAUUAUGCCAAAUUAUUGGUACCAUUAUUUUACUCAUUUUACUACCUCCAGCGGACCCUCUAUUGUGAAAACGGGUCAUAAGGAUAUGGCUGCUGCAUUCAUUUUUAUCGACACAUGGAUACUCUCUUCAAAUUUCCCAUACAAGAAAAUACACGAAAGAGCAUGGGCAGACUUAAAAGCACAAUUAAAUGUAGCAAAAAAAAUUGCAGAUUAUAUCAUUGUCGUAGGAGACCAACCUAUAUACUCCUCCGGAUCCUCUAAAGGAAAUUCUUACCUAGCUUAUUACCUUUUGCCUUUACUAAAGGACGCUCAAGUAGAUUUAUAUAUAUCGGGACACGACCACAAUAUGGAGGUAUUAGAAGAUGGAGACAUGGCACAUAUAACCUGUGGGUCCGGUACCCUAUCCGGUGCAAAAGGCACCAUGAAAAAUGGCAAGUCUUUAUUUUAUAGCAAUGACAUAGGGUUUUGUAUUCACGAGCUUAACAGCAACGGUAUCAUCACUAAAUUUAUUAGUGGGAAAAGUGGCGAUGUUAUUUACACUCAUAAAAUAACUUUGAAGGGAAAGAGAUCUCUAGACAAAGUGAAUUCACUGCACUACUUUGCAUCGCUUCCAAAGGUGCAACAGGUCGAUAUUCCUGCCAGCGGACCUAUGGGGAAUAAAGAUUCCUUCGUAAGAAUUGUCGGCACCAUCGGUAUCCUCAUAGGAUCUGUAAUUGUUUUUAUGGGUGCAUCUUCUUUUUUAUCCAAAAAUAUCAAGUGA